This is a messenger RNA of Blepharisma stoltei, 1104 nucleotides long. The record is from the annotation of a GenBank genome assembly. NCBI's taxonomy places the organism in Eukaryota, Ciliophora, Heterotrichea, Heterotrichida, Blepharismidae.
AUGGCUGAACAUUCCAACAGAAGCAAUCACUACGUUUCAUCUUCUUCCGUUAUGUCCUAUCCUCGUUCUCUUCCUCGAGCCCUUAUAUCACGUGAUCCCCCAUCUGACCGUACCCAUAGAAUUCAAUAUCGUCAAAGAGAAACAGAUCUGACACCAUCUGCUAGACUAACUGAGCGUAAAGAAAGAAAUGAGCCAUAUUUUGUUUCUCAGUCAGUCCCACGCAGCAUUAAAAAAGAAUAUAAAUCUGAUACCAUACCCAGACCAAGACCUAUUCACAAGCUAUCUUGUCCUGUUUGUUUGCAUGAUUAUACCAAUGAAAUUACCCCCAAAAUCCUAACCUGUGGUCAUACUUUUUGUUUAGUCUGCCUUGAAAAAUUGCAAAAGACGUCACAAAUUCGAUGUCCUCUUUGUAAAAAAGCAGAGCUUAGGCUAGUUUCUGAACUUCCUGUAAAUUUUAUAGCAAAAGAAGUAAAUGAAGUAAAUAAUGCUAUUGAUGAAUGCAAAAUCCAUAGAAGAGAAAUCGGAGCAUUCUGCUCAACAGAUAAAUCGUUAUUAUGCUGGGAAUGUUUAAGCCCUCAUACUAAGCACUCCAUUUAUUCAGUUUCUGAUCCGAAAAUUCAACUAAUUGCAAAUGAAAAACGAAAACACAUUGAAUCGAUAGGAAAAAAAUUAGCUACAAAUAUACAAAAAUUACAGGAGUUUGGGUGUAAAUUAAACGAGAAUUUAAAAGAAAUUAAUUGCUUGGUAGAUUCACAUAUAGAAGGGUACAAAAAAGCAAAAAAUGAAAUAAUUCAGAAAAUUGAAGAAAUUUUUGAAAAACGUGUAGAAGAGAUAAAAGAGAAGGCAAAAAUUCCUGACGACAAAAAAAUUGCUGAAAAAAUUAAUAUACAGAUAAGUAAAUUAAAUGGGCAUGUAGAAGAAUUGAACAAAGAAAAAGAUGAAUUCGAAAAAAUGAGUGCUUUGAGAAAAUUGGAGUGGAAAGAAACUGUGCCUUUUAAAGAGGAAUUGAUGCCACAGAUUGAAAUGGAUGAUCAAUUAAGAGAAUUUUUAAAGAAGCCGAUAAAAUACAAAGAAGAGAUUUUUACAAAAUUAAACCAGCUAUAA